Molecule: messenger RNA, 945 nt
Organism: Cloeon dipterum
Lineage: Eukaryota; Metazoa; Arthropoda; Insecta; Ephemeroptera; Baetidae
Product: leukocyte surface antigen CD53-like
Exons: 6
Coding region: 56-823 (255 amino acids)
Cellular component (GO): plasma membrane
Source: RefSeq, a predicted model, not a curated record
CAACUUGUUGCGAUUUUCAGUAUCACAUUGCUGACAAGCGCGUUAAGCUGUAAAGAUGGCAAAAGAGCUGAAUUGCGCCGAAUCCACCAUAAAGUACAUCUUGUUCGUAUUUAAUGUGAUAUUUCUGAUUGGCGGAAUCGCUCUUUUGACUUUAGGAGGGAUAAUUCUAGCUCAGAUAGCGACAUAUGACUCAUUCUUUGACGAUCCGUUUGCCACUCCAGGGAUAAUCCUGGUGUCAAGUGGUGCGCUUAUCGUGAUAACAGGAUUCUUGGGAUGUUUCGGCGCAAUCAAACAGUCUUUUCGGAUGCUUCUCGGGUUCGCCGGUUGCAUGACCCUAAUUUUCGUGCUUCAACUGGUCGGUGGAAUUUUGGCGUUCACUUUUCAAGAAAAAUUGGACUCGUUUCUGGAGGAAAAUCUGCUAGAGCAGAUGAAGCUUUAUGGUAACCCUGAAGCUGGAGAUGGGCCCAAAAUCACUUGGGACACUAUGCAGAGUAACUUCCAGUGCUGUGGCAUCGAGACCUAUAGCGAUUGGACGUUUUACACAGUCUUAGUAACCCCGCCCGAAUCUUGCAAUUGCAACCCAAACGACAAUAGCAUCUGCAACCCUUUGGGAUAUUACAAAGACGGAUGCAUCGAUGACUUGAAAGGUUUCUUCAUAUCUUUACAAAUCGCACUGGGCGCAGUUGGAAUCUGUUUUGCUGUCGCAGAGAUUAUUGGCAUUGUAUUUGCGAUUGUUGUCGCAUUUGCAAUCAGAAGAAAGGAAAAUGAAGAAUCAAUUUAUGUAACUAGGAUUUCGGCACGACCAAAGAGGUCUUUUGAUUGAAUGGUGUUUUGCACAAUGAGAUUUAUCUCUUCAUAGAUCUAAAUUGAAAAUGGCUUUGUAAAAAAUUUAUUUAUUUCAUUUAUUUAAUACAGCAUUUCAAUAAAAGUAUUUUUAAAUUUUCA